Molecule: messenger RNA, 3660 nt
Organism: Paramormyrops kingsleyae
Lineage: Eukaryota; Metazoa; Chordata; Actinopteri; Osteoglossiformes; Mormyridae
Product: proline dehydrogenase 1, mitochondrial-like
Cellular component (GO): mitochondrion
Molecular function (GO): proline dehydrogenase activity; FAD binding
Source: RefSeq, a predicted model, not a curated record
UCGCGUGGGCGGGUCUUGCCCGCGUGUGUAUAAUGUGUCGCUGAAACUCCAUCCUCCUCCAUCACCCGCCGUUCUGCAGCGUUCAGCAGCGUUCAGCCUAGAACUUCAACGUCAAUGUAUUACGCCAGACUUGUGCCGACCUUUUCCAAGGCGGCCUCGGACGGCAUUCGGAGCAUCGCCGUCUCAUCCGGCCGGAGACUGCGCUCCACCGUUGCCUCCAAACGGCGCGAUCCGGUUGCGGAGGAACAGCCAUCCGACCCCACAUGCACGGUGGUGAAGAAAGCCGCCCAGGUCGACCUGAUCAGCCAAACCGGUACCGCCACGCAGGAUGUCCGGAUCAGCAGCAUCUCGGUCGACUUCGAAAACACCAAAGAAGCGUACAGAAGCAAGGACACGCUCGAGCUGCUCAGAAGUUUGCUGGUCUUCAAACUUUGCUCAUAUGACUUUCUGGUUGAUAGGAACAAGGAGCUUAUGGACAUGACCAGGAAGCUCCUGGGCCAGAAGAUGUUUGAGAGGUUGAUGAAAAUGACCUUCUACGGGCAAUUUGUGGCUGGGGAAGAUCACGAGGCUAUCAAGCCGUUGGUCCAAAAGAACCGGGCUUUUGGCGUGGGGUCGGUCCUAGACUAUAGCGUGGAGGAGGACCUCACCCAGGAGGAGGCUGAGAAGAAGGAGAUGGAUUCAUGCAUGUCUGAAGUGGAAAAAACAAGCCCAGGCACGGAGCACCGUGAGAAGCAGUACCAGGCACACCGGCGGUUUGGUGAUCGGCGAGGGGGAGUGACCAGUGCCCGCACCUACUUCUACGCUGACGAGUCUAAAUGUGACCAGCACAUGGAGACCUUCCGCAACUGCAUCCGUGCCUCGGGUGGGAGCUCUGAGGACGGCUUUUCAGCCAUCAAAUUGACCGCUUUAGGAAGGCCUCAGUUCUUGCUCCAGUUCUCGGAGGUGCUGGUGAAGUGGAGACGCUUCUUCGGGUUCUUGGCAGCUCAGCAGGGAAAGGAAGGUCUGGCGGCGUUGGAGCAGAGGUUGGAGCUGGAGCAGUUGCAGGACAGCUUGGCGAAGCUGGGAGUGGCCGGCAAGGAAGAUCUCCACAACUGGUUCACGGGGGAGAAACUGGGAUUGUCUGGGACUAUAGACUUGCUGGACUGGAACAGUCUGAUUAAUGACAGGACCAAGAUCUCAAAUCUACUGGUUGUCCCAAAUCUUCAGACUGGACAUUUGGAGCCGCUGCUUAGCAAAUUUACAGACGAGGAGGAGAGGCAGAUGAAGAGGAUGCUGCAGAGGAUUGACGUACUUGCCAAGCACGCCUUGAGCGAAGGCGUCAGGCUGAUGGUGGACGCCGAGCAAACCUAUUUCCAGCCAGCAAUCAGCAGGUUGACCUUGGAGAUGCAGAGGAUUUUCAACAAGGAAAAGCCCAUCAUCUUCAAUACCUAUCAGUGCUAUCUCAAGGAGGCCUAUGACAAUGUAUCUGUGGAUGUGGAGCUGUCCCGGCGGGAGGGCUGGUACUUUGGGGCUAAGCUGGUGCGUGGGGCCUACAUGCAGCAGGAGAGGAGCCGGGCGGCGGAGGUCGGCUAUGAGGACCCCAUUAACCCUGAUUAUGAGGCCACCAACCGGAUGUACCACAGGUGUCUGGACUUUGUGCUGGAAGACAUUGAGCACAGGAGGAAAGCCAACAUUAUGGUGGCUUCGCACAAUGAAGACACUGUCAAGUUCACCUUGCAGAGGAUGAACGAGAUGGGUCUCUCCCCCACGGAGAACAAAGUCUACUUUGGUCAGCUGCUGGGCAUGUGUGACCAGAUCAGCUUCCCCCUUGGCCAGGCUGGAUUCCCAGUGUACAAGUAUGUGCCCUAUGGUCCCGUAAAUGAGGUCAUACCAUACCUAUCGCGCCGCGCACAGGAGAACCGUGGCAUCAUGAAGGGGUCGACUCGAGAGCGCCACCUGCUGUGGAGAGAGCUCAAGCGCAGGCUGGCUAGCGGGGAGCUCCUGUACAGUCCAGCCUUAUAAGAGCGGUGGUUUUGUAGAGGGAAGGUAAGGGAAGGGUGGGAGACAGUGUGUAACACUUCUGGUUCAUAGCUCUUGUGAACUGAAAAUCAAAGGAGCUGCAUUCGUUUGAGACGGAACGGGAAAUUCUGUGUUUUUUUAUAUCUUUUCAGGCUCCCUUAGCGUGAACUUCUACCGUAGUGUAAACUUCUGUUAAGGUUUAAUAUAGUACAGCCUGUAUCAUUGAUUGCUCAUAAUACCCUGUGCCUUGUUCUUUCUUAAGCUGUACAUACUUCUGUUCCUCGUCUUGUCCGUAUGUAAUAUGUCAUGGUUCCUUCUCAGCUGCAAAACUGAACAGUGUUAAGACUCAUCUACAAGUGUGAGGACUAGCAGAAAAUUAACACAAAGGCUUCUGGUAACAAUAUAAAUAAACGUACUGUAAUUAUUUUGGUAACGGUCAUCUGGUUACACUCCGGCACUCCGGUUUGUCGGUUUCUGUGAAAAGCUUUGUUUAGGGCUUGUUCCAGAUAGACGAAGAUGGGAUUUUCAUGGAUACUUGUUCAGAAUGCUUGUUCAUGUAUGACAUGGUUGUAUGUGUGUUUAAUGUGCCUUGUACAUUGCAGAAUGUACACUAAAACAAAAACAACCCAACCCGGGUUAACUGGCAACCCAGCGCAGGGUGAAUAUUGGACAGAACACACACUGGGUUACUGUGACCCAGUCUCUAGAGUUACGUAUUUUAAUGAUGGUGCGUGUUCGUUACAACUGCCCACCCACUGCUAAAUGAAAUUUACUAUUAGUACAUUUGUCUUCUACUAUUAAAUACAUAUUAGCACCACAUUAACACCAUCUUUGUCAAGUGAUUGUAUAAAAUAUAUUCACUUGACAAAUUCUUAAUGUUGUAAAUAUUUAUUACUGUUAAUGUUAGCUGACAAUAGACGAGACGGUCUAACGUUAUUCAGAGAGGAGUUAAAUGUAAAACUUGCAUUAUUGUUGAUAUUUAGAAUCGAACUUUAUUCAGAAUUAUAUUACAAAAUUACAAAUAUUACAAUGAUGAUAUUACAUAUAUUAUAAUAUUACAAAUAUUAUAAGACAGUGAGUUGAAAUUUACAUCUGUGCGAGUAUAUAAAGCAUAUCACGUCUGUGUGAAAGGGCAUAUGUAUUAUGUAGAGCAGGGAUGGGGAAUCUGUUCCAUGGAGGGCCGGUGCAGCUUUUUGGGAUGAUCUCUCCAUCAGCCAAUAAUAAAACUCUGGUCCUGGGGACCCACUGUCAUUGGCUGAUUGAGAGGCCAUCCCAAAAACCCGUUCCGGCCCUCCAUGGAACAGGUUCCCCACCCCUGAUGUGGAGUUACACAACUUUUAAAGUGCCUCACCUUAUUAAAGUGUUCCUGCAAACUGAUUUAUUCCAAUGAAGUGUAAAUUACACAUGGAUUGUUAAAUGUGUUCUGUUGGGAAGUGCUAAGCUAUGGCAGUUUUAGAGUGAAUUUUCCUUUUUCUCUCACCAAAAUAGCUUGGUGUUUCUCAUAUUUUUCAAGCCUGCUGUAAAUCAGUCCUUGAUUUAUAAGGAUUACGAUCUGUUUUGCUGGCUUUGUGAUGGUAUCUGCCUUCCUGCGUCCUUAAGUGUUUAAAAAUAAAAGAGCCAUAAAUCACACUGCAUUCUCCAGUAAACAUGAUUCUCACAUCA